GUUUUCUGCAGAUCUGUUAUAAACAGAACUCUAUUACACGAAAUGUUCGCAGAUCCCGGCCCGGAACACCUAGAAGUAUUGUCCAACCGAUUCGGACACUCGUCCUUUCGUCCGAUGCAAUGGCGCAUCAUUCACUCGAUCAUCCAUCAGCAGCGGGACAACUGCGUCAUCAUGGCGACCGGUUACGGUAAAUCGCUUACCUACCAAUAUCCGUCCGUCUUUCUGGACCGCCUCACGUUCGUCGUUUCCCCACUCAUCAGUUUAAUGGAAGACCAAGUGCUAUCCCUGAACGUUUGCAACAUUCCAGCCUGCCUGCUUGGAUCUGCACAACGCACCAAUCAGCUGGCGGCCAUCGAGGCGGGAAAGUUCCGUGUCGUGUAUCUCACCCCGGAGUACAUUACCGGUGAGAGUGGCCAAAAGUUGCUGGCGUCCGUGCGGGACCAGCUUAUCCUGAUUGCCAUCGAUGAGGCGCACUGUUUGAGCAAAUGGGGUCACGACUUCCGGCCGGCUUAUCGAGGCUUGGGCGUCAUCAGGGAGCUCUGCCCGAAUGUGCCAAUACUGGCCGUUACCGCAACCGCCACACUGAAGGUAAGGGACGACAUUGUGCGUAGUUUGAAGCUGAACAAUCCACAAAUACUCUGCACCGGUUUCGAUCGACCCAACUUGGAGUUCAUCGUGCGAUCUAAGGGACCGCAAGGUCCGCUGGAGGAUAUCAAGCCACUGCUGUCCAAAAACCGUCCCGGUAGCGUAAUUAUUUACUGCAUCACACGUAAGCAAACGGAAGAGAUAGUGGAACUGCUACGAAGCAAAGGAUUCGUCUGCGAUGCGUACCACGCAGGACUUUCGAUAAAGCAGCGCCGAACGGUGCACGAGCAGUUCGUGAGCGACAGAGUGCAGAUCAUCGUGGCCACGAUUGCCUUCGGAAUGGGCAUCGACAAACCGGACGUGCGGUUGGUCAUCCACUACGGUGUGUCGAAAGAUCUCGAAAGCUACUACCAGGAGGCGGGACGGGCGGGGCGCGAUGGGCAACCGUCCCGCUGCAUCAUGUUCUGGAACCGGGCCGACUUCAAGACGCAUGAAUUUCUUCGCUCCCAGAGUGAAGGAUCGGUUAAAACUAAUCUCGAGCAGCUGUCGCGCACGAUGAACGAGUAUCUCGACACCAGAGACUGCCGGCGGAAGUUCAUACUGCGAUACUUUGAGGGCACUCUUUCCCAGAUGGGCAAACAGGAGGAAACAAAGGUGGAGAUGGGGAGGAAAUGCUGUGAUAAUUGUACGCGUGGCGGGGUUGCGAAGGACUGCGAGCGAUACGAGGGCAUCGAUGCCGACGGUCGGUACGACUUUGCGGUGGACACCGUUCAGCUUAUGCAGGCGAUCGAACUGUUGGGUGGUGGAACAGGCCUUUCUCUACCGAUUCUGCUACUACGGGGAUCCAAAAACAAGAAAUUGGGCGACCGUCUCUUACGACACCCGCUGUACGGGAAAGGCAAGGCGAAGGAUGAAACGUGGUGGAAAUGCCUUGGAGGAUUGCUCGAGCGGGAGGGUUACCUGUGCAAGGUGAAAAUUCCAAAUAUAAUAAACAAAUUUGCCACGAUUUACAAGGUGCAACUCACCCCUGUAGGGCGUCGAUGGCUUAACUCCGGUGGGCCCGAUCGUAAGCUAAUGCUGAAACCGACCGCGGAAAUGUUCAAAAUGAUGACGGUCGUCAAACCAGCUUCACUGUACGACCCAACGGAACCACAGUCAUCCGCUUUACGAGGCCAGUUACCCUCCAAGGGCGCAGGACUCCAAGAUCUCACGCAAGAACUUGUUAAGUGCCUGCUGAAAAAACGCUCCGAACUUGCGACCACAUUCGAGUGUAUGCCGUACAUGAUAGCCUCGAAUGCCGCCUUGCGUCAAAUGGCAACCCGUAAGCCGCUCAACCUGAAGGAGAUGAAGGAGGCCCAACUGGACGGAUUUUCCGAUGCGAAGCUGCAGAAAUUUGGACGAGAGUUUUUGAUCUGUAUUCAACGGAUGCUAAAUUUCCUUCCCCCGACAUCCAGUGAAAGCAAUGAUGCUGCCGAUGCGAUAAAAUCGCAGCCAACGUUCACCCAAAACGUGGCAUCACAGCCGACUUGCAGUCAACCAAAAGAUGCCAUAGCAACCGUAGAUUCCUUUUUCGACGAGGAAGAUGAAGAUGUGUUCGAUUUGGACGAACUAGAUCGGGUGGAAGCUUCGUUCGUUAACGAGAAGGAUGUUACAACGCCAACCUCUUCGCCAUCUCUCUUGGGAUCAUCACAAGAUUGCCGGAUAACGAUCGACGCAGGUUCAGAAGGAAAAGACUGUCAAGAGGAUUCUCCUAACAGGGUAAUGGAUGCUGCUCGUCCAGGUGGAAAUAGUGCCAAUACUCAAGUAAACCUUCCAUCGACCGUGCUUUCAACAUUGCCCAUUUAUUCAGAUACGAACGUUGGAAGAGAAUUGAAGCCGCAAAAUCCAUCCCAGCCAUCACUUAGUGCCACUCCCACCGCGGAACCGCAUAAAAAGGGAACAUUUGUCAUGAAAACUCCAAUACGCGGGCGUACGGUGAACCUUAAACGCAUCCUUUACGAGGAUGACGAGAGCGAAAAUGAUGAUGAAGUCGAAAAUGAAUUGUUUUCCAAGAGGUUGCCUAAGAGAAAAUCGUAAAAUAAAAUUGUUGACCUGUUAAACAUCUUU
This is a messenger RNA of Anopheles coustani, 2691 nucleotides long. RefSeq names its product bifunctional 3'-5' exonuclease/ATP-dependent helicase WRN-like. Gene Ontology annotation, cellular component: nucleoplasm; chromosome; nucleus. The record is from RefSeq and is a predicted model, not a curated record. Bases 43 to 2661 code for a protein of 872 amino acids. Gene Ontology annotation, biological process: DNA replication; telomere maintenance; double-strand break repair via homologous recombination. NCBI's taxonomy places the organism in Eukaryota, Metazoa, Arthropoda, Insecta, Diptera, Culicidae. Gene Ontology annotation, molecular function: nucleic acid binding; ATP binding; four-way junction helicase activity. The transcript has a single exon.